CACAGAGUUGGACGGAUGGAGUGCUUUAGAAAAAGUUCAACACCUUUGAUUCUCCUUCCCUUUGUUUAUAACUUCUCUCUAUUGCAGAACAUGUGCCUUUGCGGACUACUCUCACUUUCAUUAUCGGUUCACUUGAUUUGCUGCAUAGAGGUCUUUUUCUCUUUGGUCCUUUUGAUGCAAUCACCAGACCUGCUUACCGUGGAUGGGAGAUAUUUUUACUUCCUUGGAUUGCUUGAUGGUGACGGAGUUUGGCUGUUUGCAUUGCAAGUUAUCAGUGAGUUGUGCUCCUCUUGUGUUUUCACUGCCUUGCUGCUCUAUCUUGGCUCAAAAAAUGAGAUCUCUUUACUAAUACUACCGCAUCUGUUCUGGCAGUAUGCCUAUAUUGUUGUUUCGUUAAUGUCAUGUAUUUCAGUACUUGUGAUGCUCGGAUUCUAUGGAAAAAUGCUGAUUCCAUCAAGUAUUGUGUUAAGCUUAAUGCUUCUCAUACCAGGUGCCGGUUUUGAGAUAUGGUGGAGCAAUUUGACUCUUUGCUAUUAUCGACAUCUGAAAACGAAGAACGAGUACAAGUUACGAUUAGCUUUAGAAUCAAACACUUUAUCGCCGGACUUGGUUUCUACGCCUAUAUAG
Cylicostephanus goldi is the source of this 627-nucleotide messenger RNA. The record is from the annotation of a GenBank genome assembly. Lineage: Eukaryota; Metazoa; Nematoda; Chromadorea; Rhabditida; Strongylidae.